Gadus chalcogrammus (walleye pollock) is the source of this 4254-nucleotide messenger RNA. RefSeq names its product lemur tyrosine kinase 3 (gene lmtk3). Bases 113 to 3730 code for a protein of 1205 amino acids. The transcript is spliced from 6 exons. Gene Ontology annotation, molecular function: protein kinase activity. NCBI's taxonomy places the organism in Eukaryota, Metazoa, Chordata, Actinopteri, Gadiformes, Gadidae. The record is from RefSeq and is a predicted model, not a curated record. Gene Ontology annotation, biological process: protein phosphorylation.
AAUAGAGGAGAAGACAGAGGAAGAGGGAGAGACAGGAGGAAAGAGUCCCCUCAAACAGACUGCUGCGGAUUCAGAUAGGAAAUCUCAAGCUGAGGACUGGGAAACGAUUGGGAUGUCGGAGAACGAGAGGGAUCAUUACCAGAACGCUCCUGAAAAUGAUGUGUCCUGUAUGGAUCAUGAGAAAAAUAUUCAUAAUAGCAGGCUAGAGUUUGCCCAGAGCGAUGAAUCUGGAAUAUUCCAGAAUGAGUGCAGAGAGACAAAUGAAGGGGGCUUCAGCAAUUUAACAAAGCAGUCAAAUUAUUCCCAGUCCAAGGGUAGCGUUGAAUUCAUUGCUAAGAUGUUUUCCAACUUGGAGGAUGAGCCUGGGCACUCAUAUGGGGACACAGCUCAGGUAGACAAGCACCACAUAGACGGCAUUGUCUCUCACAUACAGAUAACCGAUUGCAAACAUCCGGAUUCUACAAAGGAGUACUCGCAUCCCAAGAACAUCACAGAGACAAAUACUUUGGAUGAGAGUAGCUCUGGCAGUCAGUCAAAGGAUAGUAUGUCAACAUCCGACGAUCAAGAAAGUGCAAGAAUUACUCAAUCAGAUAUUGAUUCUCCUGCACAUAAUUCCCCCUGUUCUGGGAACAGCAGUGAGGAAUCCAUGACGGCAUCUCAUUUUGACAAGCAUGAAUCUCGCCUGUCACGGUACUAUGGCAUUCAAACCAGCAGCACCCCAAUUGAAGAUGACUCCUCCACACCAUUGGAUGCCAGCGAAGAGAAGUGUGAAGAGGAUACGAUCAGCCCUCGAGCGGGUACCUUUUGGCCCGAGGGGGGUGAGGAAGAAGCGGAGGACCAUGAAGAGAGCCCUGGGCUGGAGCUCCAGAACACAGAUGCCAACGAGCUUGGCCUGAGGAACCUGUGCUAUUCAGCCAACGGGGAGGGCUCUAUGGAUGGAGCCAAGACAGAGACAGAGAACCAGCUGGCUGCCGGGGAGCUGAGUAAUGCCAAGAGGGAGAAGUCCCCCCAGAGGGCCGAAGUAAAGCAAGAUCAGAAAGCAGUUGUUCCUGUUAAAGAUAUGACUAAAGAGUCCCCCGAGGGCCUGGAGCAGAAGAGGAAAGAGCUGUGGAACACCCUAGACGAGGAGGAGGGCAGGACAGGCAGAGCGGUUAUCACCGGAGAGCUCGACUGUCACCGCUUCACUCAAAGCGACCUGCACCUGUGGCCCGCAGAGAACGACCAAUGGGCAUCUCCGGAAAAUAGGAGACAGGAUGUGGAGCUGAGGUCAGAGUUCCUCUCUGGGUUUGGUGGGAAGGCCUGGGAGGUUGGAGAGAGGCUCGUGGUUGGAAGAGAGUUCUGGGAGGCCGAGGAGAAUGAUGAACUGGCUGGCAGUGAACCUCAUCCAGCUGCCCUGGAGGGGAUUGAGGUACCCUGUAAUGUGGAGAGACAGGGGCUGAUCGACAACCUUGAACCUCAUGAUUCAAUAGUCAGCGACUGUCAUCAGGAUUUGGACAUACAGCAAAAUGAAAAUAUUGAAAGUCUAGAAGAAAUUGAUGAUUCCAGCAUAGAUGCAAUCACAGUGAUCGAAGUGGAGAAUCUGGAAAUCCCAGAGCAAGAGAUAUUGGAAGAUACUCUUAACGAAACCACGCCAGCAGUAGAUACGGUGAAGAACAGUGAGGGGCAGUUAGCGUUUUCAGAAGAAGAGAAUCAGAAUUUUAACAGGUGGCUUUCAAAUCAACCGUCAGAUGAAGUUAUUGAAAAAGACGCAUGCUCUUAUUCAGAGAACCAUUCCACUGACACAUUGGAGACCGUUGUUACUUCUAUUUUUGUUUCUGAGGCUCCACCUAUUGUCAUUUCAAGUCUAGAAGAUGUUAUACCAGAAAUCAACACUAAAAGUGCCCUCAGUCCAGAGCUUGAAGACUUUGACAUUGAAAAGAAAAUAAUAACGUUAGAUGGUGGGAAAGAUUCAAAUGGUGCAUCCUUUGAACAAGAGCCUUUGCCCACGACCAGUGCUGUUAAUUUGCCUGUGCAGGCGGUCACAGAGACUACUUAUUCCCAGGUGGACAAUUUCAGUUCUUUGGAUUUCCCUAGUCCUCCACACAGCAUAGAUCUGGAUGUGCAAGAUGACAAAUUAGAGAGUUUAGAUGACUCAUUUCCUAGUCCGCCACCGUCUCUCAUCGAGGGAGAAGAGCUGAUUAGUCACAUGAAUCUGGAGGACUUUAUUGCAAGCACGGAGACAAAGAAAUGCAAUGCCCUGUCCUGCAUUGCAGGUGACUCUUCGAUAGAGCCUCCAGCUGAUACACCUGCUCCAACGCAAAGCAAAGGCAUCUCGGCCAACCUAAAUCUCUCACCUGUAAUUAUUACAAUACAAAAUGAAAGUGGAGUCACAACUGAUUUAGGGGAGCACGAUGAAGAUAAUAACCAAUUGCAGAAGACAUUGACCUCCUCCAUGUCUCAACAACAACAACGAUAUCUGCAACAACAACCACCACAUUCCCUGAACUCCCUCCCAGAGCUGCUCAUCUCUGAGUGGAGGGAUUUGGAUGAGGAGCCUCUGGAGGACUUUGAGAAGCUGGAGCAACUGUGCCGCAUAUCUGGGGACGAGGAAGACUUCCUGGGGAACCUGAAGCUCCUGGAGUCUCUGAAGAUAAACCCUGAGCAGGAGGUCGUCGGUGCUGAGGGCCACCACGAUGAGGAGACCAGGACCCACGGGGCCACAGAGGAGCUGGACUCAGAGAGAGCGGCGGAGCCUGCAGCGUGUGUGGACCAGGAUGGUCAGGCCAAGCUGACCCCUCAGGAGGAGCGGUCUGACACACACAGCCCAGAGCCAGGCCUGUCCUCAGGUCACCCACCUGAUGUCAAGGACCAGGGUUCUCUCUCCAAGAUGCCCACCAAGAACGGCCUCAUGAUGCAGGUAUGCGAGGAAAGGUUACAGUUCUCCUUGAGUGAGAAUGUCCAAACCAAUGUGCUGUGGGGUUCCACUAUGGAAGAGACUGUGACACUGCGACCAUGGGGGGCCCAAAGCAAAGAUGGCACUGUGGAUUCAGUCAAAAUGGAAGACAAAAAUGCAGAGCAUAGCCAAGAGGAGCAGGCGGUGGCCCCGGGUCCCAGCAGCGACUCUGCGCUGACAGCUGAUUCGCUGCCUGUGAUUGAACAGCACAAGGCUACAUCCGUACCAGCUCUAGGAAACCAGGCGAUGAAAGCCAAGCUCGCUCGCCUCUCUCUUGCUCUCCCACCCCUGACUCUUACCCUUCCCUCUGGGAAAGGCGGAUUUGGGGAGGGGGGCCUCAGUAGUCGGCUGGGGCGGGGGAGGAGGGGACUCUCCCCAGGGAGCGACCCAGAAGAGGAGGAGGAGGAGCAGGAGGAUGAAAGCUCUAGAAGGGUGAUCGUCAUCACGGAGACAGACGUGGACAAACGUGUGGGCCUGAGGAGUCUGCUGAAGUCCCCCAAGGAGCCCAUGGAAAAGGAGAAAUACAGAGGGAGGAACGUCUCCUUUUUCGAUGAUGUCACGGUCUAUCUGUUUGAUCAGGAAACUCCAACGAAUGAGUUGAGCAGCUCCACUCCCAGUCCAACUCCAGCUUCUGGUAAAAGCACCAAGUUUGAUCUACAUGGGUCCAGCGCCAGAAGCAAAGAAUCCAAAAGAAAAGACGAGCUGCCAGUCAAAGCGAGGUCGCCGGUAGGGGCAAACCCAGUGAUGGCGUCUCGCUUUACAGUCAGCCCCGCCAACGACCCCCACAUGGUGGGAUAACCAUCAGAGCUGACCCCCCCCCCUCCUGAGACUGGCCAGCCAAACGUCCCAACCCCCCAGCCAUUUUCUCAGAGGCUAUUUUUUUAUUGAAUAGGCAAUGGAAGAAAAAAAAUAUAGACUCCCGUUCUAGACGCUGACCACAUUCUAGAUUUUACCAGCUGCAGGAUUUUGUAUGACUAGGGUCGGUGAGCUCCUCCCUGCCACUGUUUUCUGGAGUUUAGUCCUAGUCUUUGGCUGAUGAAGGUCUGAUAAGAGGCGAAGGCAUAAGUCCUGGAAGAAGGGGAGCCUGGAGCUUUGUAAAAUCUCUAAACAGAUUUGACGGCUAUGCAAUGGGAGUCUUACUGUGUACCAGCUUACCUGCUCCUUUUCUGCUUCAUUUCGCUGUAUUUUACCCCCCAGAUGUGCAGGUUAAGCACUUUCUUGAGUCAUCUUAUCUGUCUAUUUAAAUGCUUGGACUCAAUUUUUCUCUUUAUAAAAAAAUAAGAUUUUUAAUUGCAGUCAGUCAGUUAUUCUUGUAGCCAGCA